This is a messenger RNA of Aspergillus costaricaensis CBS 115574, 1122 nucleotides long. RefSeq lists its product as uncharacterized. The record is from RefSeq and is a predicted model, not a curated record. Lineage: Eukaryota; Fungi; Ascomycota; Eurotiomycetes; Eurotiales; Aspergillaceae. The coding region runs from base 1 to 1122 and encodes 373 amino acids. The transcript has 5 exons.
AUGCCAGCUCUUACUCCUGAGCAAGUUGCCUUCUACAAAGCGCAUUCUGGCGAUGAUUUGCGACCUAAUGAGACCGCCUCUCUCGUAUGUGGGCUCCUAGCGGCCAUCGUCGCCAUCGGCGCUCGUAUCACGGCUCGGCGCAUCUCGAGGGUCCAACUUGGCCCAGAAGAUUGGACCAUAUUUGCAGCGAUGGUUCGAGAUUUGCACUUGCUGAGGCGUGAAGCAUUCGAGAUAUUGACUUUUCUGCAGUUGGGCGAAAUUACAUACGCCGUUAUAUUCGCAAAAGCAAUAAAUAAUGGCCAAGGGAGACACAUCAUUUUCAUCAAGGACCUAGUGUCAUUCAGCAAGGGAUAUGUUGCUGCCAUAGUCAGCUACUCAUAUACCGUCAUGGUGACGAAGAUUUCGAUACUAAUAUUCUAUCGUCGACUCUUUCGAUCUCGGUGGCUUAUGGCUUGCUCAUGGAUUAUUGGCAUUAUAGUUGUGAUGUAUAAUCUGGCUGUCAUUCUUAUCGCCGGUCUUCAGUGUAUUCCACUGUCAGAUCUUUGGACGGGUGGCUUGUCGUGUAUAAACACAGAGCCCCCCUUCACCGGACUAGCUAUCGUCAAUAUAUUCACUGAUGUGGCCAUACUAACUUUGCCUGUGAAGCCCGUUCUCAACCUUCACAUGCCAAAGACUCAAAAAGUGCAGGUCUUGGGGAUAUUCUUGCUGGGAGGCGUGGUUUGCGUCUUUGGUAUUAUUCGCGCCGUAGCAAUGACGCGACUGAGUCUCGUCGACCCCACUUGGACGGCGGUUGGUGCGGCUAUAUGGUCAUUUGUCGAAAUAUCCGUCGGCAUCGUUGCAGCAUGUUUGCCUUUGUUAGGGCCCCUCAUCCGAACGAAAAGCACUGCGAGUCCGAACUGGUCCGGCAAUGAUGGGCAGGCGCCAUCAGUAGAGUAUAGCGCGGCACGACCAAACAAGACCAAUUAUGUAAGGCAGGACGAGAUACCACUGGUAACUGUGGCAGGACAUGACCGGUCGUCUCUUAUCCAGGGCGGUGUUCCCGUAUUGCCGUGGUCAUCGAAACAGUGCACAAAUCAGAUCCUGGUCCAGAACGACAUACAACAUACUGUAACUUUGGCAUAA